AUGUGGCCCUCAUGCGAUCCGCGCAAGGUUGGAAUAAUUGCCAAAUCGCUUAUGCUUCUGUUUCUCCACGACGACGUUAUUGAGUACGCAUAUUCAAAAGAGUCCGAUACUAUCUUGGAGACGGGCAUAAGUUUGGACCAGAGUUACACCAAUCGUCCAACCCCUCAUGAUCCAAAGGGUAGCAUAUUUGCUAAAUUUGUUACUGAAACACUGGCUGCCGACCCGGCAUGGGGCCCUGGCAUGCUACGGGGAAUGAUCGCCUACGCCAAGUUCACCAACAAGAACCAGCACAUGACGGAUAUCUCAUUUCCCAGUCUAUCCAGUUACAUAGAGUACAGAUGUGCUGAUGUGGCAAAUGACCUAGGCGCCAUCGAAGGUCUAGUAGUCAAACAUUGCUCUCUAACAAAUGACCUCUAUUCGUUCGACAAGGAGUGCCAAGAGCAAAAAACGGCAGGUGCUAUGCUGGUAAAUGUUGUGCAAUGCUUGAAGGAUGUCUUGGGUGUGUCGAGCCAAACUGCCAAAAUGGUAGCCAUGGGCGUCAUUUGGGAAGUUGAGAGAGAGCUAGCCAGUGAAUAUGAUGAGAAUGUCGCGCUGGGAAGAUGGUCUCCCUCUCAAACCCUCUAUGUCGAGCGGCUUAUUGAAGCGGCCAGCGGAAAUGGAUUCUACUCAGCCACUGCAGGUCGGUAUUCCAAGCAAUACAUGUUACGGAACACCGAGUCUUGUUGCGGGUCUGAGGGGUAA
This is a messenger RNA of Penicillium arizonense, 741 nucleotides long. Its product is annotated as terpene synthase family protein. The record is from RefSeq and is a predicted model, not a curated record. Bases 1 to 741 code for a protein of 246 amino acids. The transcript has 4 exons. Lineage: Eukaryota; Fungi; Ascomycota; Eurotiomycetes; Eurotiales; Aspergillaceae.